AAAACAGCAGUGUCAUGACAACCAAGCGACCGCUAAGAUAAGGGUACUGUCGCAAAGCCGAGGUGUCGUGAAUCCUGGCCGCCCCCUGAAGAUGGCGGCGGAGCUGCAUCCGCGGAGCGGAAAGCUGAUCGGCCUGUCCAACUCGAACCGAACAGCCCGGCGCAACCAGCCCGUCCAGGAGUUCAACCACGGCCUGGUGCUCAGCAAGGAGCCCCUGAGGGACCGGGAUGUCUUCACCGUCCGCAUUGACAAGAAGGUGAACUCCUGGAGCGGCUCGAUUGAAAUCGGCGUGACGGCUCUGGACCCGGCCUCGCUGGACUUCCCCAGCAGCGCCACGGGGCUCAAGGGCGGCUCCUGGGUCGUGUCGGGCUGCUCGGUGCUGCGCGACGGCCGCUCCGUCCUGGAGGAGUACGGCCGCGACCUGGACCAGCUGGCCGAGGGCGACCGCGUGGGCAUCCAGCGCAGCUCCCGCGGGGAGCUCCACCUGUGGGUGAACGGGCAGGACUGUGGCGCGGCCGCCAGCGGCCUGCCGCCCAAGCUGUGGGCCGUGGUGGAUCUGUACGGGAAGUGCACUCAAGUGACGGUGGUGAGCUGCGAGCCGCCGCCGCCCUCCGCAGAGAGGGAGAGAGAGACGAUGGAGCAGGACGAGGAGGACGACGAGGAGGAAGAAGAGGAGGACGAAGAGGAGGAGGUGGUGGUACGCGAGGGUCGGGACGAUGGGGGGAUUGCAGCGCUGAUGAAUGUGGCAGCGAUGAAUGGGAUGGUGAACGGAGAUGAAGUGCCUGAGCUCAGCUGCAGCAACAGCCGGCCAGACAAGUUUCCCAAUAACCUGGAGCCUGACGCUGUCCUCACAGAGCACCAGCUCUUCGACGUCUUUAACAAUGCAAUAGUUUCAUUUUAUCGCUCUGAAGACGAGGGAGGAGGGGAGGACAGCGGAGGAGGAGGCGAUGCAGGAACGGACUCUUCUUCCAGAGCUGACAGAGGGAGCAGCGGUGGAGGCGGAGCUCCAACUAAUGGUGACGGCAGCACAGGGACGGCUGGCGGAGUGGGAGGGGGCGGAGACUGUGGGAACUCUAACAACAGCCCUGCAGGUACUGGAGGGGCGGCACCGGGGUCAGGGGCGGGUGGGUUGAUGACCAACGACGCGCUGCUGUUCCACGAGAAGUGCGGCACGCUGAUCAAGCUGAGCAACAACAACAAGACGGCGGAGCGGCGGAGACCUCUGGACGAGUUCAACAACGGCGUGGUGAUGACCAACCGGCCGCUCCGGCACAACGAGAUGUUCGAGAUCCGCAUCGAUAAGCUGGUGGACAAGUGGUCGGGCUCAAUUGAGAUUGGAGUGACCACGCACAAUCCCAACAACCUGGACUAUCCUGCAACUAUGACCAAUCUGCGCUCAGGUACAAUCAUGAUGAGUGGCUGUGGGAUAUUAACAAACGGGAAAGGGACUCGUAGGGAAUACUGUGAAUUCAGCCUGGAUGAACUUCAGGAGGGGGAUCACAUAGGGCUGAUGCGGAAAGCCAGCGGUGCGCUCCAUUUCUACAUCAAUGGCAUUGAUCAAGGCGUGGCCGCGGCGCAGACUCCCAGCGUGGUCUACGGCGUGGUGGACCUCUACGGCAUGGCCGUCAAAGUCACCAUAGUCCAUAACCACAACCACAGCGACCGCCUCAGGCGCAACAACGCCAUCAUGAGGGCUCUGUCGCCAGACGUCGGCCGGCCGCGGCCCCCUCUGGCCCUCACUCCGGACUCAGAAGGACCCGACCGUCUCCUGUUUCACCCCAACUGCGGACAGAAGGCGGCCAUCAUCUGCGACGGCAGGACGGCGCUGCGGCCGCAUGCAACUGAUGACUUCAACCACGGCGUGGUCCUGAGCAGCCGGCCGCUGCGCUCCAACGAGGUGUUCCAGGUCCGCAUCGACAAGAUGGUGGACAAAUGGGCGGGCUCCAUCGAAAUUGGUGUCACGACACACAAUCCCGCCUACCUGCAGCUGCCGUCCACCAUGACGAACCUGCGGUCAGGGACAUGGAUGAUGACGGGCAACGGCGUGAUGCACAACGGAACCACGAUUCUGGAUGAGUACGGACACAACCUGGAUCGGCUCAAAGCCGGGGACACGGUCGGAGUUGUUCGGAAGGAAGACGGCAGCCUGCACUUCUUCGUGAACGGCGUGGCGCAGGGCCCGGCGGCCUGGAACGUCCCCCCGAGCGUCUACGCUGUGGUCGACCUGUACGGCCAGGCGGCACAGGCCACCAUCAUGGACGACAUGGUGGACCUCCCUCCUCUACCAGAAGACAGCUCAGACGGCCCCACCGCCAUGUCCCCGGGGAGCCCCUGCUCCGUGGCGGGGGCCUCCACUUCCACUGACCUGCGUUUCCACCAGCUGCAUGGCACCAAUGCCGUCAUCACCAACGGGGGGCGCACCGCGCUGCGUCAGAACUGCCGCAGCGAGUUUAACGACGCCAUCGUCAUUUCCAACAGGUGCCUUCGGGAUGGAGAACUCUUUGAAAUUGUUAUUCAGAAGAUGGUGGACCGCUGGUCAGGUUCAAUAGAAGCAGGAGUGACCGCCAUCAGACCGGACGAGCUGGAGUUUCCGAACACGAUGACCGACAUAGACUAUGACACCUGGAUGCUGAGUGGAACCGCCAUCAUGCAGGACGGCAACACAAUGCGCAACAACUACGGCUGCGACCUGGACUCCCUGACCACAGGCUCCCGGAUCGGCAUGAUGCGCACCGCCAACGGCGACCUCCAUUAUUACAUCAACGGCGUGGAUCAGGGCGUCGCCUGCGCGGGUCUGCCGGCAGAGGUGUUUGCUGUGAUCGAUCUGUACGGUCAGUGCGUUCAGGUCUCCAUCACCAGCUCCUCCGGCCCGCUGGACAACAGCCUCUGCACCAGUAACGUCACUGAGAAGAGCUUCCCCAUCCACUCUCCAGUCGCAGGCGUCGCCCAUCGGCUCCACAGCAAGCAUGGAAAGAACGUGGUGCUGCUGGGCGAGGGCUGCCAGGCCAUCAGGGUCGGCGGCUACUCUCACGGCAUCGUGUUCAGCGCCAAAGAGCUCAAAGCAGAUGAGCUGUUUGAGGUGAGGAUCGACGAAGUGGACGAUCAGUGGUGCGGCUCUCUGCAUAUCGGCCUGACCACGAUGGCGCCUCCGGAGCUGCCGUCCUGCCCGCUGUCCGGCCUCUCUCCCUCCCUCCCACAGCUCCGCACCAAGGUCACCUGGCUGCUCUGCGGCUCCGAGGUCCAGCGCAACGGCGUUCUGCAGCGGCAGAAUUACGGCUAUUCGCUGGACCGGCUGACGGUGGGGAACCGCGUCGGCGUGAAGAGGUGCAACGACGACACCAUGCACAUCUUUGUCGACGGGCAGGACAUGGGACCUGCCGCUACCGCAGUCCCCAAGAAUGUGUACGCCGUGUUGGACCUGUACGGGCGGAUAACGGCGCUGUCCAUCGUCAGCUCCUCUCUGAUGGAGGACUUGGAGAGCAUCAAGGCGCCUUCGCUCACCUCGGACAGCUGCAGCGAAGGGGAGGAGGACAGCAGCCCCGUGAGAGAGGUUGAGAGUGAAACGUGUUCCCUGGUGCCGACGGUCAUGAUGUUUCUGGAAAACCACGGCAAGAACAUCCAGCUGUCCAACCAGAACCUGACAGCGGCCAGGGUGUCCAGCUACAACCAGGGCCUGCUGGUCACCGUCCAGCCGCUGGCGCGCCAGCAGCUCUUCCAGUUUCAGAUCGAUCGUCUGAACCCGUCGUGGACGUCGUCUCUGUCGUUAGGGGUGAUAGGCCACUCCCCCGACCGGCUGAACUUCCCCUCCACGGCCUGCUGCCUGAAGCGCUCCGCCUGGCUGCUGCAGCGCGACUCCGUCUUCCACAACUCUCUGAAAAUAUGUGAGAACUACGGUCCUAACCUGGACACGUGUCCAGAGGGGACAGUGUUGGGUCUGCUGGUGGACACCAACAACUGCCUCCAUCUCUACGUGAACAGCAUGGACCAGGGCGUGGCGGCGCAGGACAUCCCCUCACCCUGUUACCCCUUCAUCGACCUGUACGGCCAGUGUGAACAGGUCACGAUUGUAACCAACAACGUGCCAGCUGUGGGUGCAGAGAGCGGCGACCGGCGCUUCCAGGGAGACAUGGAGAAGGCAGACAUGGUUGACGGCAUCAAGGAGAGCGUGUGCUGGACGCCCCCUCCAGAGGUCAACCCCAACAAGACCUGCGAGUACCAGGCGCUCUGCUCCCGCUUCAAGGACUUGCUCACUCUACCAGACGGCUACUUCAACGAAGAUGCAAAGUACAAUCUGUGCUACUGCGAGUCCUGCCACAAGCUGCGGGGAGACGAGGCGUACUACAAGCGAGGGGAGCCACCGCGAGACUACGCCCUGCCGUUCGGAUGGUGCCGCUUCGCCCUCAGGGUCAAGUCCCACUGUGAGGUUUCCAAUGCACUAAAGAAGUGGCACAUUGCGUAUCACGGCACCAACGUAGGAGCCCUGAGGCGCACCCUGGACCACGGCCAGCUGCUGCCUGGAACGUCGUCCAUUUUCCUGGUGUCUCCGGUGAAGACGGAGGGUCCAAACGGCUACACCGAACCAGAGGAGAACAGCGCCCCCGGCAGGGAGGCUCCCAGAGUGCGGCUCUCCCCGACCAUGCGCUACUCCGGCAUGGAGACGUUUGCUCCCAAAGUGCAAUUUCAGGACCCGCGUUCUCACCACCGCCACCAGGCUCAGGUGGGUUUCCAGGUGUGCGUGCGGCCGGGCUCCUACAAGGUGGGACCUCAGACGCUGAGCCACAGCGAGCCUCUAGAUCCCCGCUUCAGCAACUCCGAGAUCGAGUGGAUCACGAAGGAGCAGGGCGGCACGCUUCUCUACGGACUGCUGAUUCGGGUGGAGUGAACGGCGUAAGCGGCGGCGACGGGCCGAGCGCCGCUUCUGGUUAUUUUUGAUAAACAGACAACCAAAUCCAAGCCUUGCCUUGAGCAAGUCACCACUCUGGAAUACGGCUGGUCCUGAAUUGACUGUCGACAACUCGGCAUCUUUGGGUUUUGUUUUGUUCCGCUCGCUCUUCGGCUCUUUUACCGGCGGAGAGCAGCGGCCGUUACCGAGAACAGACACUGGCUGCACUUUAUGUUUCGGACACUAGUGGACAAUUUUUAAACUUCUCAUCGACGCAACAUGUUUGUUUAUAAGCUUCUUUUUUUUUUUUUUUCUUGUCAUUCUCCCGUCAUUUUGUUCUUCCAUCCUCGAGUAGCUUUUUUAGUUUGGCACUUAGUUCAACACCUUUGACUUCUGAAUUUUUCACAAAAAAAAAAAAUUACUAAAAGGUAGGUUUAAUGAAAAAAAAAAAGAGGGACGGUGUUUUAUCAGCAUUGUAGAAAAAUAACGACACUUGAAUCUGAACAUGAGCCCGAGAGCAUCGUGAUUGUGACCUCGAUAGCAGGGAGAAUUUCAAACUGGAGGGAGGGACUGAUAUGUUUACACGCCUGUCUUUCACUGUGUCUCUGUCCUCUUCGUGUCUCCGUGUGAACAGACGUUGAUGUUGCCGGUCUACACAGGACUCAGAUAUGGGAAUGGCUUUUGACCAACCUAAUUUUGAUAUUUGUUUGACUCAAAGUCUGAAUUUCUGAGUUCGGUGUUGGGGAAAAAGUGGAACCUGUGUUUCUGUGCUGGUUACGUCUCCGUCUGGAGGUCAUGGUUCAUCCAGGAAGAACAACUGGAUCAAAUGCAAUAUGGCUGCCGUCGACUGGGAUUAAAAUCGGUGUCCAAUUUCA
Messenger RNA from Poeciliopsis prolifica (blackstripe livebearer), 5757 nucleotides. RefSeq names its product neuralized E3 ubiquitin protein ligase 4 (gene neurl4). Lineage: Eukaryota; Metazoa; Chordata; Actinopteri; Cyprinodontiformes; Poeciliidae. The coding region runs from base 92 to 4882 and encodes 1596 amino acids. The record is from RefSeq and is a predicted model, not a curated record. Gene Ontology annotation, molecular function: ubiquitin protein ligase activity. The transcript is spliced from 29 exons.